This is a messenger RNA of Oenanthe melanoleuca, 2484 nucleotides long. It is a transcript of the gene BCLAF3, whose product is annotated as BCLAF1 and THRAP3 family member 3. Gene Ontology annotation, biological process: positive regulation of transcription by RNA polymerase II. The transcript is spliced from 12 exons. Gene Ontology annotation, molecular function: DNA binding; transcription coregulator activity. Bases 169 to 2328 code for a protein of 719 amino acids. NCBI's taxonomy places the organism in Eukaryota, Metazoa, Chordata, Aves, Passeriformes, Muscicapidae. The record is from RefSeq and is a predicted model, not a curated record. Gene Ontology annotation, cellular component: mediator complex.
CCGCCCUUUCUCUCCGCCGCGUCCGUGCGGAGCAGCGGCGGCCGGCGCGGCCGCCGGGACCCGCCCCGCCGGCUCGCCGGGCACCUGCUCGGGGCGGAGCGGCGGCCGGAGGAGCGGCGGGAGCGGCGCCGCAGGCGCUUCAAGAAACUCAUAAACACGUGAGAGAAGAUGACAAGAUCUAGAUCAAGAUCACCACGAUGGAAACCAAGGUCCUUAUCUCCAGCUUUUAGAACUCCAGAGCACCAUAGGCAAAGGCAUACUCACAUUAAUUAUGACUGUGAAUAUAAAAGCUUUCGUAAGGACCCCAAAAAGUCUAUGCCUUGGAGAACAGAAGAUGAAAAGUAUGGACAAAGCAAUUCCAGGUUUGCACCUCAUGGAAAUAACCACCAGAGAAUAUAUGAACGUAGGUCACCUUCACCAAACAUGAAAAGAAUUCCCAUGGAAGAUGCUUACAGUUAUAAGCCCUACAGAACACAUUCAUCUGAAAGGACUGAAAGCAAUAGGAGAUGCCAGUUACCACCAAAAUACACAGAAAUGCCUUAUAAAGAGCAUGAUCGUCCGUUUUACCAGCACAAAAUGGAGGACAGAUACAUGUUUGAUCAUUACAAAGUCACUGGAAAUGAAAAAGGAAUGAAACCUUUUCAUAGACCAUUGGGGGGUUCAUGCAAACUAGAAAGAAAAUGGCAUGAAGAUGACUUGAGGCACCAGAGGUUACAUGAAGAGAAGUAUGGUCAGUCACCCAGAAGAGUUUCUGAUGAAUUUACGGCAAGGAGCUCUUUACAGAAGAGGUAUCCUGAAGAUCACGAUUACAGAGAAUAUGGGCACGCGUCUAAAAGGGCUAAGGAAAUGGAGAGGUAUGACGGUGGAGAUGUAGCGAGAAAUUCCAAGUGGAAGCAAGAACGUUCUUUUCCACCCUGCCAAGAAAAGGAGGAGCAAAGAUACCCGGGUGUGCAGUCCCACCGGUCGGCUGAGAGGGAGUACUUGGGGGGGUCUGUCCCAAAGAUAGCCUACGAGUACAGUCACAAGCGGCGCAGGCAUCCCGACGGGGAGAAGCCGUUUCCAGACGACAGGGCUCAGAAGUACGUGAAGCAGGAAGAGCAGAAGUACAGCUCUUCCAAGAGUGCCCGGAACAGCAAGGAGUUGGAUUACUUUAGUGGUGGCAGAGCGAGGCGGACUGAAGAACGGCACGUUGAAGAACCUGUUAAAUACAGUUCAAAGAAGGGCUGCAAUGCUUGUGUUAACUCCUCCAAAGCAGAUGCUGAGAUAAGAUCUUUUAAAAACAAACUGAAUGAAAGAGUAAGGAAAGAUGGGGAAUUGAGGAAAAAUGUAGAUUCCUCCAAUAGCCAGCGUGAUGCAAGUCAUACUGUUUCAGAUGUGAAAAUGUCAGAUGCCAACUGUAUGAGAGAACAUCUCACAGUCAAAGUGGAUAUGAAGAAAAUGGUGACCAAGUACAGGACUGCUUCUAGUCACACUUCAGAAAGACAGAUGUCCCAUGAUCUGGUUGCUGUUGGUAGAAAAAGUGAAAAUUUUCAUCCAGUGUUUGAGCACAUGGAAUCUGUAACACAAAACAUUGAGAAUGACCCAUCAAAAGAAUUUACUCAGGAAAUAAUCACAAUUAUUCAUCAAGUUAAAGCAAAUUAUUUUGCAUCUUCUGACAUAACUCUACAUGAGCGGUUCUCAAAAAUUCAGGAUAAAUCGAGUUCAAAUACAAAUGAAGUUAAAAUGCAUUUGGAUCCAGAAAUUCACAGGAGGAUUGACAUGUCUCUAGCAGAACUUCAGAACAAACGAGCUGUGCCAUCUGAAUCUCCCCAGAACAUUGUAAGAGUGUUAGAAGAUCCAAAUGAUCUACGGUAUGAUAUAGAAAGGAGAAGAAAAGAGAGAUUGAAGAAUGAAGAUGAGAGAGUGUUUCAUGUAGAUGAUGUAACUCCAAGGAGCCAGCAAAGCUGCAGUCUUUCAAAGUUACAAACAACUCAAGUUGAUGGUUUCCAAAAGCCUAUGAGGUUCAUUAAGCCACCUUUCAGGAAAUUUAUUGGGAGACCUCAGCUGAAUUCUUACUAUUCUUCAAGACCAAGUGACAUUUACCCCCACAGACACGUUAGAGGACACCUUGAAAAUGCAGGACCCAUCAGAAGACAUUUUAAGAGCAACUUUGCAGAUGGCCGUUUGCAAUCCCAUUAUAAAUCAGGCUUAGUGCAGAAGGGUUUAUAUAUUCAGGCUAAGUACCAGCGGUUACGUUCUUUUGGUGUAAGGGGAUUUGCCACUAAUAAAUUCAAAGAUGGAUUUUUGAGGAAAGAAAAGGGAAAUCUAAAUAUUGCAACAGAAACCUGAACUGAGCUGAGAUCCUGAAGUUGAAAGAUAAUACUGCAAAGGGAGCAUCUGUUCGGUUUUUGACAACUUUCUCAAGACUUAAAAUAGGAUAAAGGAACUAACGCUGUAACUUUCUUGAUUACAAAAUAACUUUAUUUUGAAUGCUGCAGAACUUUU